Prionailurus viverrinus (fishing cat) is the source of this 534-nucleotide messenger RNA. It is a transcript of the gene IL19, whose product is annotated as interleukin 19. The coding region runs from base 1 to 534 and encodes 177 amino acids. The transcript has 5 exons. NCBI's taxonomy places the organism in Eukaryota, Metazoa, Chordata, Mammalia, Carnivora, Felidae. The record is from RefSeq and is a predicted model, not a curated record.
AUGAAGGCACAGCGUGUUUCCCUCUUGCUCGUGGCUGCUGUGCUCUUCCUGUGCUCAGUGCAUGCCCGAGGUCUGAGAAGAUGUCUGGUUUCCAUGGACAUGCGCCACGUAGUAGAGAGUUUCCAAGAAAUCAAAAAAGCCAUCCAAGCUAAGGACACCUUCCAAAAUGUCACCAUCCUGUCCACAUCGGAGACCCUGCACAGAAUUAAGCCCUUAGAUGUAUGCUGUGUGACCAAGAACCUCCUGGCAUUUUACGUGGACAAGGUAUUCAAGGACCAUCAGGAGCUGAACCCCCAAAUCUUGAGAAAACUCAGCAGCAUUGCCAACUUUUUCCUCUACAUGCAGAAGGCUUUGCAGCCAUGUCAGAAGCAGAGGCAGUGUCACUGCAGGGAGGAAGCCACCAACGCCACCAGAAUCAUCCAGGACAACUACGAUCAGCUGGAGGUCCGAUCAGCGGCCAUUAAGUCUCUGGGAGAACUGGACGUCUUUCUGGCCUGGCUUGACAAGAAUCAUCAAGAAAAUUCUGCUGCCUGA